Molecule: messenger RNA, 1728 nt
Organism: Trypanosoma cruzi
Lineage: Eukaryota; Euglenozoa; Kinetoplastea; Trypanosomatida; Trypanosomatidae
Exons: 1
Coding region: 1-1728 (575 amino acids)
Biological process (GO): cytoplasmic translational initiation; biosynthetic process
Cellular component (GO): eukaryotic translation initiation factor 2B complex; guanyl-nucleotide exchange factor complex
Molecular function (GO): guanyl-nucleotide exchange factor activity; translation initiation factor activity
Source: RefSeq, a predicted model, not a curated record
AUGCAAUUUAAGACUACCGUGGCAAGUCCUUCAUUAGCGGCGUCACAUCUCUUUGAUGUUGUUGUUUUUGCGGGUGGGACGGCAGAUAGUCUCAGCCCACUGUGCAACAAUGAGCCGAAGCCCAUGCUUUGUAUCUGCAAUCGGCCCAUGAUAUGGUACUGCCUGUACCCCUGGUACGCCGCCGGCUGUCGUACUUUUUUUGUUUCCGUCAACGAGGACUACGCGGCGUUGCAGAGUUAUCUUCGUCGGGAGUUUUCGGAUGUGGAGUUUGUCUUUGUGCUGGUGCCCUUCACGCAGAAUGAGGCGCCGUCAACCACCUGUGACGUUGUGAAGGCAUAUUUGAAGCACAAGGAGUCCUUGUUGCCGAAUAAGUUGGGUCAUGCACGUGAUGCCCUGCUCCUCAGCUGCGACACACUUCUGCCCGGAUUGGACCCCGAGCCUUUUAUUCGCAAUUUUUACUGUUCAGUGGCGUCGGUGUCGGUUCUUUUGUUUCGUCCGCUGAAGUGCACGCGCUCAUCAACGGUGACGGAGGCAUCAUCGUCAGGCGGGGCAAAAACCAACAAGGGGCACGGUGCUGGGUUUCCUGUAAAGCCGUAUGCAUACCGUUACACCUGCACCGCGUAUGAGGAGACGGAUGAGGAUGACAACGGUGCCUCGACGACGAAUUUAGGGGAAGACGGUGAGGCCGUUGGGGACACCAAGGGGGCCUGUAGUUAUAGGUUGCACUUCAUGUGCCCAUAUGAAGAGAGACAAGAACUUCGUAUUAGCAUGGGAUUUGCGGGUCGUCGACCAAAUCUCACCUUUUCUUCUGACACAAUGGACGCACAUGCCUAUCUUGUGCGACACUGGGCAUUAAAUGCUAUCGCAGAGUCUGCGGGUAAGGGCAUGUCGGUACAGCGUGAUAGUAUCCCUUUUUUGGCUAGGAGUCAGCAUAGUAUAGUAAAUGAGAAUAAGAUGACGUUCCUACGUCCAGAUGGAAAGAUUAAGUAUAAUAUUCCAAAGCACUGGUUGCUUGAAAGCGACUCCUCUGUGAAUUUCCUUAAUGCUUCUCCGGGCCCUGUAUUGCCCUCAGAGGCGGAUAAUCUUCUUGUAUGCUGCACCAUUUACGAAGAAAGGCCGGAGAAAUGCAUGCGUGUUUACCGUGUCAGGACAAGGGAGGAUUAUAUUGCAGUGAAUCAAGAAAUUUUGGCAGCAAAAUGUCAAUUACUGGAAAUGAAUGAGGUUAAUGGAAGGAAUAGUAUGAGAAUCAGCAGCUUCAGCAGCAGAAGCACACGCACAUCUCAGCAAAAAGAGAGACUGGGACAAACUCAGAGGGUUUUGCGAACUUCUAUGGAGAGGAAGUCUAUAAAUACAGCUGCGGAUUCUGCGCGAUUGCCUUUUUCCGCCUUUGCGCUAAGCGGAUUAGUGAGUAAUGCCGCUUUUACGAUACACAAGACUGAUACUUCUAGACAGAUUAAUAUCAUUCACAGUUUUUUGCGCACCGAGCCGACGUGCAAGGCCACCAUUGCCCGUAGUAUCGUUGGCAACAACGUGACACUUGGGCCAGACGUACGUAUCACGAAUAGCAUCAUUUUGGAUAAUGCUGAAAUUGGUGCAGCUGCGAUCAUCUCCAACUCUGUUAUCGGUUCAUCGGCGAUGGUAAAUUCCGGGGUGCGUGUUGUGAGUUGCACGGUGGGCCCGCAGUGUCUCGUGGAGUCAAACGAGACCGACAGAGUGAUUCGCGCGUAA